GCAGCGGUGGGAUUCGAACCCACGCCCCCGAAGAGACUGGAGCCUUAAUCCAGCGCCUUAGACCGCUCGGCCACGCUACCGAUAAAGUAAGCCCCUGCAUUCUCUCUACUUCUCCUUUCCACCGACCACGGCGCACGAUUGGGUGUUGUGCCCCUUUUUCUUGUUUGUUCAGCUUUCGCCUUUUUUUGGUUUGUUUGUUUGUUUUUUGUUUUUGUUUUUUUUAGCCAAAGAGUCUGACACUAUGGAAAGAUCGGCGACCCAGAGCGGGGAACGCAGCCCCGCGGAAACACGCCGCGCCCUCGGAGCGUCCGCGCAGACUCCCCUUCCCGCAGCAUCUCCAUCCGGAUUCUGAAAACCCACAGAGGUCCCGGUACCGCUUCUUCCUGGAAGGAUUCGGGGUUUCGGGGUUCCGUGCCUUUGGAUUUGGGCAAGGAGACUGCAGGGACUUUUUUCCUUCACCAGGGGGAGCCCCGUGCCUAUAGUUAUCAAAGGAAAACUGAAACCAUCGGCGGACGAGGCCGAAUCUAGUUAAGGUCACAGUAAAAACGGCAUGGUUUAGGAUGGCUGCUUGGUCUAAGGUUAUGACCCUCGUUUAGUGUGCCAGAAGUUCCAGGUCCUCCUCUCGGGGUCAGUCCUCUCCGCGGUAAACCCAAACGUUUCUUGAAGCGAGACAAAAUCAUACUAAAUAGGAAUAAUCUGAUUUAGUGUAACCACGACGUAACAACUAUGUCAGACGCAUGUAUUUCAUCUUUAGGUAAACUCUCUUCCUGUGAAUUAAUAGCGAGAGUAACUACCAGACACUACCACCCACCGUUUAUACACACUCUCGAGUAUCGUUACACUGCAAUCAACCCCCAUCUCUCUUUUGCAGUUUUCAGAAAAUGUUUUCAGGACUUUCUUAGAGAAGCGAGUUUUAUGUCAAGGAUUUCACCAUGCCCUCUGAUUGCCUCAACUGUGGUCGGAGCGAGUCAUCUUUGAAUACUGGAACAUCAGGAGGCAGCAAAUGGGAGGCGUCAUGCUACAGGAAGCCUGGGCUUCCUCCCUCCCUCAGGCCCUUUUGUAUGGGGAUGAAAGAGUCCUAGGCAGUGUCGCUCCUUGGAAAGAGCUCUCACCAGAGCUUUCCUUACGAGGAUUUUUAACCUCUCAAUGCUGGAAUUUCUGAAGCAGGGGUUCUGGGCACAGUGCUUUUUUCAGAGCUCUCUGGUGUGCUUAGGGGUGCCCGCGGAACUAAAGAUGCUACCAAGUUCCUUGAAGCCACGCUCCUCACUGUACUUUGCCUUCUCUAGUUGAGUUCUAGGCCCAACCCUCAAUCCAGUUUAGUUUCUCAUUGAGACUGUAGUCUCUUCCCAAACCACAGAAAUGCUGGGCCACGUCUCUUCCAGGUGCUAAACCAAUCUGGAUUCUAAGCCUUUGUGGGCAAAGAAGGUACUGUUCUGAACCUCCCAUGAAAGGCCCUGAAGGGGUCUAAGUGGUCUGCUACGUUUUGCUCAUUCCCCAUGUGCAGGAAGUAGGAGUGGAAUUUACCAGAAAGGAUGGUCAUACAAUUAGAUAAGUGUGUGCCUGUGUGUGUGUGUGUGUGUGAGUGUAUUUUGAGUGUAUAUUUGUGAGUGUAUGCAUGUGUGUGAGUCUGUGUGUGUAUGCAUGUGUGAGUGUAUUGUGAGUGUGUGCAUGUAUGUGACUGUGUGUGUGUGUGUGUGUGUGUACUCCUUAUUAAGGUAGACCGCAUUACACAGGCAGGGAGGGAGAACAGCACAGAGCUAACAGCUAUAACCAAAAUCUCUAAAGGGUUGCCAGCAAGUCAAGUGAGGGAUUCAGAGGCACAGUAAUCAACUUAAGGCCUUGCAGAGUGGGAAAUCAACAUGUUUCCCUCCUUGGUUUUGUUUUUUGUUUUGUUUUGUUUUAACUUUCUCAUGUUAUGAGCGUACAAUGCUGGAGGAUUUCAUCAAAGCAAUCCUCCAAAAAGAUGAUAGUAAAGCCCUCAGGGAGGCUCAUCAUCGGGGAAGUUGCUGAUGCUAAGCCUGAUGACCUCGUCCUGGGGAUCCACGCAGUGGAAGAAGAGAGCUCUUACACGUUGUCCCCUGACCUCCCCCCAAUCACCAUGGCACAGGCACCACCCUCUCAAGUGCUAAAUUAAUACGUAAGAUUUGAAAUUAUAAAAUGGGCUGGAGAGAUGCUUCAUUCGCUAAGAGAGCUUGCUGCUCUUCCGGAGGACCCGAGUUUGGUUCUUAGCUCCCAAUAUAGGUGGCUCACAACUGCUUGUAACUCCAUCUCCAGGAGAUAUGACAUCUCUUGGGCACCUGCACUUAGGUGCACGUGCACAUACACACACACACACACACACACACACACACACACACACACACACACCGAAUAAACCUUAAAUCCUGGCAUGGUGGCACAUGCCUUUAAUCGCAGCCUUUAAGAUGCAGAGGUAGAUAGAUCUUUGUGAGUUUGAGGCCAGCCUGGUCAAUAUAUCUGAUGUCUUCAGACCUAACAAUAUCAAGCUCCAUGUCUGUCAGGGUUAUAUAGUGAGACUCUCUCUGGAAAAAAAAAACAAAACAAAAAAAAUCAAAAAACAAAUAUCAGAAAUUCUUACAAAUUAAAAAUAAUGCAAGUACAGUUCCUUUAGACCAACCAUUCACAUGUUCCUCAUGCAGUUAAUGUUUACUGAGCUCAGGGGUCAUAGCAUCAGUUCGUGGGACAGGAACCAGUUUUAAUGAUUCCCAAGUGGCCCUAGUGGGUGCUGAUGAGCCGGGAGAGAUUUUUAUUUGUUUGUUUUGUUUAAAACAUAUCUGGAUUUUCUAGAGCCAUGAUGAUUAUUCUAGUUCAUCUUUCCCAAGGAUUUAUCUUAUUUUCUGCUCCAGAGAAGAAAGCAGACCCCCGGGAGUGCACAGAGGGAAGAAUGCCCUGGGAGUACAGGGAGGAAGGUGGCUUUAAUGGUCCUUCCAUUCAGAAGGCUUGGGCGAGUGCCCAGGCUGCUGGUACAGAAGAGAAGCCAGGUAUGAUGUGAUCAGAGCACCUCUUGAACUUGAACAUAGAAGGGACUGUCCUACCCUUCGAAGGGUAGGCUUUGGGCAAUUUCUCCUCAUCUGGUCAUUCUUGGGUUAUUAGCCUGUGGCGGUCAUUAUAGGAACCCAAGGAACAUCUUGGGACAAGAAAUGCCUGCCCCUCCCACGGAAGGAAUUUGUGUGCACAGCCUGGGGCUCUAACUGUUAAACCCAGGUUGACUGUCUCCACCUCAGAACACCAUCGGUCUGAGGGCUGGAGCAGACUGCUCUUGGGUGUUUGCGCGGGGGCCACUCUGUUCACCUUACGAGGCCCUGGGAGGGGAGUUGGAAUAUCUCCCAGGAGCUUGUAGGGGGAUCAUCUCUGAGGAGGCGUCCCUUUGACCACAUUGCCAGUUCCCUAAGCUGUUCCACAGGAAUACUCCUCUACUCCCAAGUCAGACCCCGCUUUUGGAUCCGGACCUAGCAGCUACCGCCAUGCUUUCUCAUUGCUUGUUUCCAGGAAAGGCUGGGAGGCACAGAACACCUCACCUCUCCUUCCUGGAUAGCCAGUCAUAUGAGAUCAGCCUGUGCCUGCCUUUAAAUGAAGCCCAGUAACCUUGGUUUGUAAAAGCAGAUUGGAGUCUUACUGUCAUGCUUCUUUUUUCCUAGCACUCCUGUCGGAGAUACAGAAAUGGAAACCCUGGAAAGUGGCGUACAUGGCUUCUCAUGCUAACAUAGGUAGCUGAUGUCACUAAAGGGACAAGACAUGACUUCUUUUACCCAUUUGCCUGUUGUGCCCAGGUCGAAAGACCCCCAAGCAAGACCACCACAGAGCCAAUAUCCGAUGCAAGCACACAGAGGUUUUUAUUAACAAAACAAGCAAGCUUGGUCCACCAUCCAGCAUCCAACACAUUGGGUGGAGGAGAACGCCCCGACCACUCACUUGAAGGGGUUUAUAUAGGAAAAGUUUACAUGCAGCUUGGGAUUGGAUGAGGGGGCUAGGGUGAGGUAAGCAUAAGGUUACUAAUUGCUAACAGGAUUCAGGGUAUCUCUAGAGACAUAAAUUUUUAUUCCCCAUGUCCUGCUUUUGUUGACACAUUCAGAUUUAUUGUUGUAGUCCUACUCUGUUCUAAUGUCAACUUCUGGUCAGUUGAGUCCAUUACUCCCCAUAUCUUGUUUUGCCAAGUCCAGGAUACAUAGAUUGAUUUUCCCAGCCUUAAGUUCAACUUCUGAUCACUUCUAAAACUGCUGGUCAGCAAAUGCCUUUGGAGGAGGGGAAGAGGAAGCAUCUCUCAAGAUGGCUACUUUCCCUUUCAGGUUCCCCUAUAAACAGGUGAUCUUAGUGGACACUGUGCUAAAGAUGUGCUCUCUUCUCCAUAUGUGCAGUUUGUGGAGAGGAGGCUAGGCAAAGCCUCUGCAACACCAUGUGGCCAGUCAUCCACAGGAAACUCACUUCCCCCAGCAGUGACUGUUGAAGAAGACCCUCCAGGCCGGGCGGUGGUGGCGCACGCCUUUAAUCCCAGCACUCGGGAGGCAGAGCCAGGCGGAUCUCUGAGUUAAAGCCAGAGAUGUGAAGGGAAUCUUGCCCCUGAUGGUACUAAUGGUGAUCGUUUUCCUGCUGCUCCUGUUCUGGGAAAACGAGACGACUGAGGAUGUUAUGCUGACCUCCAUAGAGCAUUUGCACGUGGACUAUCCUCAGAACUCUGCCCUUCUGAGGUACUGCAACUACAUGAUACUACAGAGAGUCAUCAGGGAACCUGACCACGCAUGCAAAAAGCUGCAUGUCUUCAUCCACGAGCGGCCUCAGAAAAUCAACAGCGUUUGCACUUCCUCCAAGAAGAUGACGUGCCCAAACUAUUCUGACAGUUCCUGCUUCCAGAGUGAGACAAGGUUCAGAAUGACAGUCUGUCAGCUCAUCGAUGGCACCAGAUAUCCUGCCUGCAGGUACCAAAUUGCCCCUAUAGAGGGCUUCGUUCUUGUCACUUGUGAUGACUUGGGGCCAGUUAAUUUUCAGGGAUAUAUUGAAUAGCUCGCCAGCAGCACAGAGUGUGUGAACUUCUCUCUGGUUAACCCGAACUGUGUGGCUGUGGUGUACUGCUGU
Molecule: messenger RNA, 5088 nt
Organism: Peromyscus californicus insignis
Lineage: Eukaryota; Metazoa; Chordata; Mammalia; Rodentia; Cricetidae
Gene: Rnase12
Product: ribonuclease A family member 12 (inactive)
Exons: 2
Coding region: 4579-5016 (145 amino acids)
Molecular function (GO): nucleic acid binding
Source: RefSeq, a predicted model, not a curated record